AUGAAUAUGAACAACAACGCUUUGCAAGCCGAAGAAUUGGUAACAUUGAAAUCAAUUUACGGAAGUCAAUGGAAAGAGAAUGAUGUAGUCGAGAAUUUGUACAGCAUCAACAUUGCUAAAGACGUUGAAUUAUACAUCACUUUGAACUCUUCGUAUCCAUUGGAAGGACCACCAUCGUAUGACUUGUUGGCACCCAUAUUGACGAAAAACGUUAAAUACAUCAUAAAUUGUGCACUCGAUGAGAUCUACUUUGAUAAUAUUGGUGGACCAGUGCUGUUCCAAUCGAUUGAAAGGAUCAAGGAUAUUGUCCAGAAAGAAUGCAAAUACAAAGGCAAAAAAGAUAAGAACAACAACAGCAACGGAAAGAAGAAAACAGACAACAAACUGAAGAUAACGGGAAAGCAGUCAAACGUAAAAUACAACAUCAUCCAUGGAGAGACCAUUGAAGACAGGAAGAGCAUCUUCCAAGGUCACGUAUGCGUUGUCAAUUCAGAGGAAGACGUCAAGAACGUAAUAAAAUUGCUUCUGCAGAACAAGAAAAUCUCUCAAGCGAAGCACAACAUCUCCGCUUAUAGAAUUACAAAACCGAACGGUGUCUUGCUGCAAGAUUGUGACGACGAUGGAGAGAAUUUAGCAGACGGACGUUUGAUGCAUCUCCUUCAGAUACUGAACGUUAUGAAUGUUGUUGUCAUAGUGACCAGAUGGUACGGAGGAAUUCACCUGGGCAAAGACAGAUUCAAGCACAUCAACCAUGCAGCCAGAUUGGCUUUGCAAACCGGAGGUUUCGUCUAA
Nicrophorus vespilloides is the source of this 792-nucleotide messenger RNA. Its product is annotated as protein IMPACT-like. The transcript is spliced from 3 exons. NCBI's taxonomy places the organism in Eukaryota, Metazoa, Arthropoda, Insecta, Coleoptera, Silphidae. Gene Ontology annotation, molecular function: protein binding. The record is from RefSeq and is a predicted model, not a curated record. Bases 1 to 792 code for a protein of 263 amino acids. Gene Ontology annotation, biological process: regulation of translational initiation. Gene Ontology annotation, cellular component: cytoplasm.